Pochonia chlamydosporia 170 is the source of this 2193-nucleotide messenger RNA. Its product is annotated as glycosyl transferase family 8. The record is from RefSeq and is a predicted model, not a curated record. Gene Ontology annotation, molecular function: glycosyltransferase activity. Gene Ontology annotation, cellular component: cytoplasm. The transcript is spliced from 6 exons. NCBI's taxonomy places the organism in Eukaryota, Fungi, Ascomycota, Sordariomycetes, Hypocreales, Clavicipitaceae. The coding region runs from base 1 to 2193 and encodes 730 amino acids.
AUGUCGGGCGCAACCAUGGGUGCUGGAGAGCAGCUCUAUGCAACGCUUCUCCUAAACGACUCUUACCUCCCUGGAGCGCUCGUUCUUGCUCACUCGCUUCGCGAUGCCCUCACAACCAAACGGCUCGCCGUUUUAGUCACACUGGACUCUGUGUCAGCCGACGCCAUCACCCAGCUUAAAGCUGUAUAUGACUAUGUUAUUCCUGUUCCAAGAAUUCGAAAUCAGCAACCUGUCAAUCUACACCUCAUGAACAGGUCAGACCUGCACUCGGCCUUCACCAAGAUCAAUCUUUGGAAGCAGACUCAGUUUUCCAGAAUAGUCUAUCUUGACGCUGACGUUGUGGCUUACCGAGCUCCAGACGAGCUCUUCCAGCUACCUCAUGCUUUUUCCGCUGCUCCAGAUAUUGGCUGGCCGGAUCUCGUCAACACUGGGGUGAUGGUUCUCACCCCAAAUAUGGGCGACUACUACGCCAUGUUAGCCAUGGCUGAGAGAGGAAUCUCAUUUGAUGGUGCUGAUCAGGGUCUAAUAAACAUGCAUUUCAAGCACAACGUCAACCGCCUGUCAUUUACUUAUAAUGUCACCCCGUCUGCUCACUAUCAGUAUAUACCUGCGUAUCGUCAUUUCCAGUCUAGCAUCAGCAUGGUUCACUUUAUAGGUUCUAAUAAACCCUGGUUUUCCGGUCGUCACUCAACUCAGGGUAACGCUCCCUUUGACGAAAUGGUCGGCCGUUGGUGGGCUGUCUACGAUCGUCAUUACCGAACACAGGAGACUGUUUCGCAAUCCGCCGUCGUGUGGCCCGCGGACCAAUCCUCAGUCCACGGCGGUGCAGUUGCCACCCCUGUGUCAACUACUGCCGGAAUACGUACGCCUCCAGGAAGUAAUGAAGACAAUCGUGCCGGCCAGCCGAGUGCUGGACAAACGACAGGUGAAACCCCAUCUCAGCAAGCCUUACCAAGUGGUUUUAUUGCCAAUACUUCACAUCCGCGCCAGCAGAUACCAGCGGCACCUAGUGAAGAGAAUACGGCUACAGAGACAACCACAUAUGAUCACGGGCCGCGUCGGGUCGAUAUCGUGCAAGAAUCUGCCACCCCUGGCCGCCAGCAGUCCUCUCUCUUGGCCACGGUCAGUUGGGACGCCCAAAGGCACCCGCCACCGCCAGGGUCAAAGCCAGAAGCCAUGAAUUUUCCGUUGACUCAUUACGAGAUGUCACGCGACACUAAGCCUUUUAUUCCUCCUGUACGCUAUCCCAGCCCACCAAAGAAUAUGUGGUUCGACCUUCCAGAACAGUCGCCUCCAUCGUCAACCAAGAAGCCAAGGCAAAUAUUUCCAUGGGAGGCCCAUCAGCCCACUCCAUCGCGCUCAUUUACUACUGCAACAGUGUACGAGACUGACGAGCCACCACACACCCACGAGUCUGAUGAGGGCGUAAAGGGGCCAACCUCUGAAGAUCUAGUAAAUAUACCGCCUUCAAAAGCUGCGGAGAAGUCUUCGGGCUCAGAUGUGGUGACUGGAAAUGCUCAAGCUUCAAGUGACCCUUGGAGCUCAUAUUCAAGGGUUAAUGCUUGGGACGAUGUGCCCGAGAUUGGUCGCUAUGUUGAGGGAUUACAGAGGCAUCGUCGGACUAAAAGCCAAGGAGGAAUUAGACUUACGGCCGGUGCCACAAGUCCCGGAUCCGGCGGAGCCUCGCAGGCACCUAGAGCUUUCAAAGUAACGGACUUCCCGACGGAGGUGGAACGGCCAAGUUUACCGGUGACACCUGCGCCAAUUAGGCGCCCAUCAUUUUGGGGUGAUGACAACGAACUCUUAGACCCGGCCGACGAUGGUCACUCACUUCCGAUAGCUGAAGGCGUUCCAUCGCAGUCAGAAUGGGACCCGGCUGCUCGGCUGCAAAUGCUUGCACAGCAACAGUCUGAAGCGUUGUUGCGAAAACUUAGCGGCGAUGAUGGCGUACCGGGAAGAAGACCGAGUCACGAAAUCCCAUUGCGGCCAUUGCCUUUCGGGUCUGAACCUGUUCAGUCCACGACACACACGGCACAUACCGCCCCCGCCGCAGUCUUAAGCCCGCAACCUGUUCCAGGGAAACAACUCACGGCUGGUAUAGUUGAUGAUCUGAGUGGUCGUGACGAUUUACCAGCUGAGCAUGCUGUCAAGGAAGAGGUUUCGCCUCCCCUUGUUGACGAAUCCGAAGAAUAA